Haplochromis burtoni (Burton's mouthbrooder) is the source of this 4988-nucleotide messenger RNA. RefSeq names its product zinc finger protein 135. NCBI's taxonomy places the organism in Eukaryota, Metazoa, Chordata, Actinopteri, Cichliformes, Cichlidae. The record is from RefSeq and is a predicted model, not a curated record. Gene Ontology annotation, molecular function: DNA-binding transcription factor activity; RNA polymerase II cis-regulatory region sequence-specific DNA binding. Gene Ontology annotation, biological process: regulation of transcription by RNA polymerase II. Bases 103 to 1284 code for a protein of 393 amino acids. The transcript is spliced from 2 exons.
CUCGGUACUUUGUUUACUUCUGCUUCCGUAGCUUCUAGCUAGCGCAACCCCCGCUGUCUUUUAAACCUCUUCCCGUGCUUCUAGAGUAACACGUAUUCUAAAAUGUCUUCACCGCUUCUUCUCAGGGCCUUCGUGACCGAGCGCCUGACAGCCGCCGCGGAGGAAAUAUUUCAGGUGUUUGAGAGGACGAUAGCAAAAUACGAGGAAGAAGCGAGCAGCUCCCAGCAGGAGAUCGAGCGACUCAGAGGUCUGCUGCUGGAGUUCAUGACAAACCAGAAAAGAGGUGUUCUUCAGUUGUCUGUUUGUAAAGAGGAGUCACCGCCUGAGCAGGAGCCAUGUGAGCGCACACCGAGCAUCAGCGUCCAUGAGGGCAAUGCAGAGCCUCAACAUAUUAAAGAGGAAGACAGCGAACUCUGGGCUGGUCAGGAGCAAGAUGAAAAACAGGCCGAAGAGUUUCAUGAUGCUGAUGCCUCAUAUCCACCUCACUCUGCUGUUUGGGAGGAAAAUGAGCUAGAGGACACGAAACCGUCUCUGCAGCCUGAAGUGCAAAACUGUGAACGUGAUGAGGAGUUUCUGGAGGAGCAGGAAACCAGAACUGUGCAGUUCAUUUUGCCUCUCACAUUGACAUCUUCUUCACAAACUCUAGCCCAAAGUGAAAGCGUCCAGGACGGAAGGGAAAGCGAAAGACCUGCUGCUAGUUUUUCAUCAGAACAAACCCAGGCGCCCUUUAGCACUUUCAGAGAAUCCACUGAGUUACCUCAUUUUAACUCUGCUGCACCUGACUAUCAUUGCCAUUUGUGCAAUAAAUCGUUUUCCUCCAGCCAUCACCUGAUAAAUCAUGCUUUCCACGUGCAUUCAGCAGACGCAGGUGCCAUCUGUGCCGUGUGUGGAAAGAUGUUUGAAUCCACCGAAAGCCUUAACAUGCACCUCAAAUCGCACAAGGGCUCAAAAUGUUGCCACAUGUGCGGUAAGCAGUGCAACAGCACGACCGCACUGACCGAGCACAUGGCGAGCCACGCCGGGGUGAAACUGCAUCGUUGCCACGUGUGUGGGAAAGAGUGCAGCCGCAAAGGGGAUUUAAAGAUACAUAUGAGGAUUCACACAGGCGAGAAGCCUUUCUGCUGCUCCUUUUGUUGCAAAAGUUUCACCCACAGCGGACACCUGAGGAAGCACAUGAGAAGCCACACAGGCGAGAGGCCUCACCGCUGUGGUAUCUGUGGCAGAGGGUUUCUACAGAGUGCACACUUGAAAUAUCACCUGGGGACUCACACUCAGAAAUAUUGACUCAUUCAUCCCCCUGGGCUCAUAUUUAAUAAUGAAAAAUGUUCAACAGAGACGCCAAACUUUGCUGUAAAGAGCAAGAAGACCCAUUAUAAAGAUGCUUAAAGCAAAAUGUCAGUAACAUUUAAAGUGGGUCUAAUUCAGUUAUUUUUAGCUCCAUGUUUUUGUUCUUGGGCAUUGCAUGAUUCACAGUUCAAAAUAAUCCUUAUUUAUCCUAUUCUAGGCCUCGGUGCAGCCCUCCAGUUCAUCCACUGCCUGAAAAACAUGUUUUUAGGUCCUCUGAGCAGCACCCUUGUAAAAACAAGUCUCUGCACUCAGCAGCAGGUUAUUAUUUUGAGAAAUCAAUUGAAGCAUGAACUAAAUUAACUUGAAAUUUAAUUCUGCAUGUAUAGAAUCACCAGUUAAAUCUCAAAACUAAAUAAAGCACUUUAAAAUGUCCGAUGACUUCCCCUAAAAUACAUUUUUAAGGAAGGUUUUCCUCUGGAAGUUAACACUUUGUUGUUUUGUAGUUUCUCUUUAAUAGCUGCUAUCAGGUGACACUGUGAUUAAUCGUCUGUAUGUUCUGAUGUAUCUGAUUCAUUUUCUUUAAUAAAAGUCACAUGUCACUGAAAGAUGUGUUAUAGAAAACCAAAGUGGAGCAGAAAAUGAAUUCUUAACUUGGGUUUUAAAUAAAAGCGUUUGUUUAUAACAUCGUUAUAAGAUGCAUGAAAAGUGCUAAAGAAAGCUGCAAACCUCUUUUAAAUUUAAGCAGUGUAAACAGCUAAAAAGUAAAGUGAAGGAAAAGUAUUUUAACAGUUUGAUGAGCGCAGGCUCUGAGCUUCACACUAUGUUUCUCUUUACUGUUGACAUGACCUCUGAUCCCCACUUUGAGCAAUAACAUUGCCGAUAACGUCCAGCUUGUAAUGAUUGCUUUUAUACAACAGAAUCUGAUUGGUGUUAAGUCAUCAGUUUAUUUUACUCAGAAAGAGCAAAGUGGGACACAGUGCCCUUUUCCACUCUUAUUUUUCAAGUAAGCAGAUGUUCAGCAGAUGUGCUCUCUGGUACAGCUGCAGCUCGCCUGGUCAUGCAAACUUAAAACACUGUCACACUUUCAGAGCCGUGUGCCGACCUCUUCAUCAACCAAAUCUCUUCUGCUCUGUGAUUCAUUAAUUAUAACCUUUAUUAUUAAAAGUAAUUUCCCUACUAAUCAUCCCACUGACAUUUUUUCACAUAUGUACUUCCUGUGAUCUUUGGGUACACCAAGAAUAAUUUACUGUUAAGAGCAAUUAUAAUAGCCAAAUAAUAUCCAUUCGUCCGUUCUCUUCCACUUAUCCAAUUCAGGGUCGUGGGGAGGCGGGAGCCUAUCCCAGCACAAACACUAGGAGAACAUGCAAACUCCAGUAAACAUAUAUGACAUGUUUGUGUGAUAACCUAUCAGGUUCAGUCCUCCUAGAACUUGCCCAUAUUUAAGGGCUGUCCAGGAGGCCUUCUGGUUGGAUACCCAAACAAUGUGAAGACAUCUCUAUCUGUAAGGGAGAGCCUAGACAUUCUUGACAAUGAGCUCAUGUCUGCAUACAUCAACUAUUUAAUUUUUCAGUCACAACCCAGAGCUCAUCGCCAAAGCUGAAGGUCAGAACAUAUCUGAGCCUAUAAAUGGACAGCUUCAUAGUGAGCUGUCUCUUCACCACUGCAGACACGAUUCACCUGCAACCCCAAAACAUUUAUAUUUUUAAAAAGCAAUAACACACAACAAAGCUGCAUUGUCACGUCAUUAGGAACAAAUAGAUAGAAAUGAUGGAAUGAAAAUGAUUUGUGUCUGUAUGAUAAAUAAUGUUCUUCUGUGGUCUGCAAAGACCACAGUUGGUCACAUUUCAACUAAUUCAAAGCAGUAGGUUCUUAUUACAGAUGAAAGUAGCUCAGUUUCAAGCAUUCGUUCAUCACUACUGAUUUAUUUUUCUAGAAAUGAAGAUUUGCAUACAUGCAGAGUCAUAUUUUUCUGUGCUUCCCAUCACUAAAAAAAAUAAUAAUGAGGGUUUGGUUAUACUUGAUUAGUGCGUACGCUGAGCUAUAUUUCUAUGUAAAGAUGGACCACGAGUGCUGAAUUGUUUUUUUUUCUACUAACGGAAGAAAUUCAGAAUCAGCUUAAAAGUUUAAAAAACAUCUACAUAGCAAAGCUUUUCUUUUUUUGGUUUCUGUUCCUCUGUUUCUUUUUCAGUUCUUUUUUUGGUCUCAAAAGGACACUUUUCUUUACCAGCUAGAUGUUUUACAUUCAUCACAAGUUUGUCACUAACUUCACACUGGGCGAGAGCUCUUGGGGAGUCUGUGUGAUGCACAGCCAGCAGGCUCUGGUCACAUGACCUCGUGUACCUGCAGAGAAUCUCUGGAUGUAAAAGUUCACUGGUUGUUUCUCCAUCCAGACAUGUUUUGCCUUCAUGCUGUAGAUGAGUUCAAGAGUAUCUGAAUGUAACUCUGAAAGUGAACAAUCUUCAGAUGUCAGUUUGGAAAUAUAACCUCCACAGUGUGCUGUAGUGGUGAAUUAUCAUGGACUACUACAGUCUAAUGAAUAAGAGUGUUUAUUUUCAAGAUGAUUGCUUCUCUCUAGAAGUGUGUUUGCUUAUGGUGGGAAACUACAUUGUCAUUUUUACAGCACCAUUCAUUCAAAUAUGCACAGAGGUCAACGUGACAAAACACAGUUUUAAAAACAGAUUUUAAAAAGUAAAAGAAGAGCUGGAAUUAUCAUCAAUUAUGUGGACAAGAGAAGCCAAAAGCAGGACACCAGAGAUAGAAUGAUUGAUGAAAAAACAAGCAUUAAUGCUGAAAUAAGUCCAAUAAAAUAACAAAGUCCAGAACAAAGUAAACAGAAAUCAGAAGAUAAACACAAGGACCCAGGGAAUAGAUCCAAAACCAUCGAAACAGUCUGCACACGAGUGAAUGUUUGUACACUGAGCGCAGGUUGGGAAAUUUGGGAGUGAAUUAUAUCAUUGUGCAAUAGGUACACCUGUUCAGCUGCUCAUUAACACAAAUAUCUAAUCAGCCACAUGGCAGCAACUCAAUGCAUUUAGACAUGAAGAUAUAAUCAAAACAACCUGUUGAAGUUAAAGCUGAGGAACAAAGUUGGUUUAAGUGACCAAGGCGCCAGACUGGCUGAAACUGCAACAAAACGCAAAAAAUAUCCAGUGAGCCAUGAGUGUAGCUAGUACUCAUGUGCUCUCAUUUUUCUAGGCUAACUAGUUUUACAUUUACAAGAGAAGUUAUCACUGAUUAAUUCAGGAUGUGCACAUGCAUAGUGCAAACUGACAAAAUAAUUCAGUUCAGGUACAAAGAAAAAGUCCUUUAUUUUUUAGACUGAGUGAUAUAUAUGACCUCCAGUUUACAACACAGAGAGUGUGCUGUGCAGUGUUUUGUGUGUGUUUUGAUUGGUUAAUAUUGGAGUUUACCCUGAAGCGUUUACCCACUUUACUUUUUGCAUACCUCUGUCCAGCCUGAGAAGAAAAUAAUUUACCACUAGGUGGUACUGCAAGAACCUUUAUUUAUCUAUCCAACGUCUCAGUCGGUGUAAGAAAAUAUAUUUUCCCACCUCCAGUAGUUGAUUUUUGAACAUUUUAAUUGUUGUAUUUAAGCUUGCCUCACAAUCCUGCUUAAUCAUGACAUGUAGCACAUCUUAGUCAACUAAAUGAACUCUGUUCAUGCAUUGAUUUCAAAAACCUUUAUUAAACUUGGUAUUUACU